Pecten maximus is the source of this 841-nucleotide messenger RNA. RefSeq lists its product as uncharacterized. Lineage: Eukaryota; Metazoa; Mollusca; Bivalvia; Pectinida; Pectinidae. The transcript has 5 exons. The record is from RefSeq and is a predicted model, not a curated record. Bases 41 to 757 code for a protein of 238 amino acids.
CCCAAGUGUAGGAGCAUCGGUCAACUUUUCGACAGGGAAAAUGGGCCUGUUACACAUACUGCUGGGGUUACUCUUGCCGGUAAUGAUCGACGCCUUUAUUGGACCUUGUACCAUAUGCGGCUGUAUGCGUCAGGAUUCCACUGAAAUUGAAAAGGAUGAUUACCUCUUAAAAGAAUUACGUACUGAAGAAUACAGAGAAUUCGUAGGCCGAAUGUAUGAUGCUUUCAACAAUAAUUACCUGGCCUAUUCCUAUAUAAACUCGUAUCCAACAUCGAUCGAACCACCACCAGAAUUUCCAGGAAAUUCAGUAUGUCCUUCUGAAGAUCAACACGUCUUUGGUUACUUCAAAAAUUACGGUUUGACAUUAUGUUUGGUAGUAAAACCGGAAAUACAACGUGUUACAAAGGUAGAGUGCUGCAGUGAAGGCCCCCCCUGCGGAAAGAACACACGAUGUGUGCCAAGUGGUUUUUGUCGGAGAAGGUACCUUGUGUUCUGUGAUGCCAUCUAUCGUGAUCACGAGGGUUGCCUUGUUGGAUCGGGGGUGCUUGAUGCAACCAGACCAGAUAAUGUAGAUCCAAGCGACUUCACUGGGCCGAUUAAAAGACGAAAGCGUGAGGAGGACGAAACCUUGUAUGACUCGACCACUGAUGAGAGGGUAAAACGGGAUAUUUUCUGUCGUCGUUCCUUUGGUUACUUUGCGUUCAGGGAUGAUUUUCUGCCGUCUACAUGCACCGUUACAGAAUGUAAUUGUGGCUAACGUGGUCGUCAUCAAUAUUUCUGUAUGUCUGUUUUGGGAACAAUAAAACCGAAUCAAAUCUAAUACACAGAUGUUAAAAACAAA